Pochonia chlamydosporia 170 is the source of this 1758-nucleotide messenger RNA. RefSeq names its product flavin-binding monooxygenase-like family protein. Gene Ontology annotation, molecular function: flavin adenine dinucleotide binding; NADP binding; N,N-dimethylaniline monooxygenase activity. The coding region runs from base 1 to 1758 and encodes 585 amino acids. The record is from RefSeq and is a predicted model, not a curated record. NCBI's taxonomy places the organism in Eukaryota, Fungi, Ascomycota, Sordariomycetes, Hypocreales, Clavicipitaceae. The transcript is spliced from 5 exons.
AUGGAAUCGCUAGAGCAAUUUGAUUGUGUUGUCAUUGGUGCUGGCCUGUACGGCUUGGCCGCUGCGAAGCAAUAUCACUGCACACAGCCAGGCGCUUCCCUUGUAAUCUUCGAUUCCCAGGCUUCUCUUGGGGGAACAUGGGCAAAUGAGCGGCUGUACCCGGACCUGAAGAGCAACAAUCUGGUGGGAACCUACGAGUUUCCUGAUUUCCCUUUGGACCGUGAGCAAUUUAGGGUAGACACAGGACAACAUAUUCCUGGGCAGGUUCUCAAUGCAUAUUUGACGGCCUAUGCCGAAAGAUUCGCAAUCAACUCGUUGAUACGAUUGAGUUCAAAGGUUCUAGAUGCUGAGCAUCAGGAAAGUGGCAGCGGGGGUUGGAUUCUAUCAGUCUCCAACGCAGACGAAACCGUAUACAAGGUAUAUGCUCGACGACUGAUUGUUGCCACUGGCUUAACCUCAGAGCCAAAUAUUCCACGAUUCGAUGGCCAAGAGGAUUUUGGAGGCAAGAUCUUUCACGGUAAACGAUUUCUCCAGAAUAGAGAGACACUGGAAACAGCGACGUCAGCUACGAUAUUCGGUGCCUCCAAACUCGCCUGGGAUGCUGUCUAUUCUUACGCCAAGGCCGGCGUCAAGGUUCAUUGGAUUGUUCGAGCUUCUGGUCAUGGACCGUGUUGGAUGUCUCCUUCUCACGUAACGCCGUUUAAGAUGUGGUUGGAGAAGCUAACAACCACCCGUAUUCUCACCUGGUUUAGUCCAUGCAUAUGGGGUAAUGCCGAUGGAUUUGGUUGGGUCCGUGGCUUUCUGCAUGGGACUUCCAUCGGUCGAGUUGUUACGAACGGCUUUUGGAAAAUGCUCGGAAAUGAUGUUUUAACCCUCAACGCCUACGACACUCACCCGGAAACAGCGAAACUGAAACCAUGGAUGCCAGCUAUGUUCACCUCAACCAGCCUUAGCAUCCUAAAUUACGAAACGGACUUCUUCGAGAUAGUAAGGAGCGGCAACGUCACCAUUCAUGUUGGUGAGAUUGAUCAUCUCAGCCCAAGCAAAGUACAUUUGUCCGACGGAAGUAGUUUUGAUUCAGACAUGAUACUGGCACACACAGGUUGGAAACAAACGCCACCGAUCAAAUUUCUCCCAAAAGGAAUUGAGAGACAUCUCGGAAUUCCUCUUUCCUCAGACAGCAAUCCACCUAUACAAGAGGAUAUUGAGAGGCUGCAAACUACUAUUGAGGAGGUGGAUGGGGAGAUUUUGUCACGCUUCCCACGUCUCCAGACACAGCCGCCAUGCUGUGAGAAGUAUAUCCCUCUCUCGACCGGAGACGAUACCGGAUCAGACUCCGAGAAAAGAACUCUUCCGCACCAUGACUCCCCAUCUUAUAUGCUAUCCCGAUUUAUGGUGCCAACAUCGGAGAAGUUUCUUCGUCAUCGCGACAUCGUCUUCGCUGGCAUGGUCAGCAGUAUUUGCAACUCAAUUACCGCGCACGUACAAGGUCUAUGGAUAAGUGCAUAUUUCUCUACACUUUUAAAGCAAGAUCCAGCCGCAAUUGUUGAUGACCCGACGGCGUUGCACCAGCUCCGGUACGAGACGGUCCUGCACAAUCGAUUUGGGAAGUGGCGAUACCCCCACGAUCUGGGUCUGGACCCGCGCCGGAAAGGUGGAAUUCUGUCUGAAGCAUUGAAGUCGUACGGCGUGGAGGAUUAUCGUGGCAUCAACGACGAGUGGUUGAGUGUGGUUGCUAAGCCGGACGCACAGUCUUGA